UUUUGUUCUUUUUUUAAAUUGUUCUUUCCUUUCCGCCUCCGAUAAACACUGCUUUUCUCAAAGGUCACUUUACUUUGUUUAGGGAAAGCAGUCUUCAGCGCCUGCAUGCCAACCUGGGGGCUUCCCUGGAAGUCUUGCCAUUAAUUUAGUUGGCCUGAAGGUCAUAAACCAUGAUCAAUAGGAAGGCAGUGGCUGCGAGGUGCUAAUUGACAUCCCCAAAGAGGAAUCAUGUCAGCAAUCAAUAGAGAAGACAGAGCCCUGGUAGAUUUAUGGCUUUGAUUUUGGGAAGGUGUGGGAAUGCCCAGUGAUGUGCCCCCACCCCCACCCCCUUCCUACACUCCUUUUGAAUGUUAAUGCUUCGUUGAAAAUGAUUUCAGCAUCACUGCUAGACUACUGCUCCACUCACUGAAGCACAAUCCUCUGAAGAGUUGCUGAGGCAGAACUGAAAUCAUGGCUCGUCUCAGAGCAGCAGCUGUAUUGGCCGCUAACGAUGCCUCGCACAGACAGGCGAUGCUCCUCCAACUCCGGGUUCUAAUGGGAAGUUUCUGAGCCUGAAAACAACAGCUUCCGAGCUAGUGUGUGCCAUCGGCUGCCUGCAGACACCACUGACUGCUGCCUGCACACAGCCUGGUCAGGAAGAAUGGAAACUGAAGAGGCUUCUAACUACCUGUAACUGUUCCACCAGGCGAUGGACCCUGUGUUUGCUCAGCCGGAUUCAGAUCACCUGGCCUCUGCAGGGUGCUGUGCCACCAUGAUCUCAGCGGGCUGAUGAUGGAAGAAAAGGCAACCAGGCAACCCAGUGCUCUGGUCUCCCUGCACCAUGGAUGGCGAGCCAUCUGACCCUUCACCCCUGGUGCCUCUUGGCAACAUGUCAACAGAUUCUAGCAUGUCCCUGGAGCAGAAGACAACUUUCGUUUUUGUGGCUUUAUUGUUUAUUUUCUUGGGCAUCCUCAUCGUCCGGUGCUUCCGGAUUCUGCUGGACCCGUAUCGGAGCAUGCCAACUUCUACCUGGGCUGAUGGCCUUGAAGGCCUGGAGAAAGGGCAGUUUGACCAUGCUCUGGCUUAGCAAGGGGGAAGCAGGGCCUCCUCCAUAGGAGGCAGACAGCUGCAUGGGGUGAUAAUGAGUCACUUUAACCAAUGGUCUGAACAAAUCAAACUCUAACAUUGUCUGGUCCGGGACCCACACUCCAUUAAUCUAUAAUCAUACAGCUAGGUUAAAGGCAUUUGAGGAAGUUGGAAAUGUAGGUUUAUGCUACCAAUCCCAAACGGGAACUUUUACAUUUCUGUGUAUACUCAAACAAUGAGGAUGUAUGAUCAUGACGCCAAGGGCACAAAAUGAUGCACUCCGUAAUCUGACCAGAGAAGAAGAGUGGGAAGGAACCGAUCUGAAGCUGGAGACAGGACCGUAAGAGACUGACUUGUUCUAGCCGUAUCUCCUCUUGAUUGAUUUCUCUGGCCUCUGGCAGAGAGAGGAAGAAGCUUUCAAGGAGAUCGCCAGCAUGUUCCAGAGCAGCAACCCUUGAAGAGAAGUGGGGAAGAC
This is a messenger RNA of Ochotona princeps (American pika), 1540 nucleotides long. RefSeq names its product cortexin 3 (gene CTXN3). The record is from RefSeq and is a predicted model, not a curated record. The transcript is spliced from 2 exons. Lineage: Eukaryota; Metazoa; Chordata; Mammalia; Lagomorpha; Ochotonidae. Bases 821 to 1066 code for a protein of 81 amino acids.